Molecule: messenger RNA, 4787 nt
Organism: Ostrea edulis (European flat oyster)
Lineage: Eukaryota; Metazoa; Mollusca; Bivalvia; Ostreida; Ostreidae
Product: potassium voltage-gated channel subfamily KQT member 1-like
Exons: 14
Coding region: 101-2707 (868 amino acids)
Biological process (GO): potassium ion transport; transmembrane transport
Cellular component (GO): membrane
Molecular function (GO): voltage-gated potassium channel activity
Source: RefSeq, a predicted model, not a curated record
AUUUACAGGUGUUUUCCCCAUCAUGUGAGGUGGAUAUCGGAUCGCGUCUGUAUUGAAGGUAUAUCCUACUUGUCUAACACCGGCACUGCGAGGCGUGAUAAUGAGCAGAAAAUCGAACGUCAAGCUGACAAUCAGUGUAGCGGGCGGAGGAGGUCCGAAUAGCAUCUAUCGUGAUCCAAGUUAUCUAGACUGGGUACCAAACAGCCCGAGCGAAUCCGACUCACCUUCGCCCUCUCCGAAAGGAGAGGUGAAAAAGUUCCUCAGAGUUGGAUUUAUGGAUAUGGAAGAAGGGAGUGACAGUAAUUACAACAGAACGAAGAGAGAUGUGGAAAUUGAUAUAAACCGAUUGUCGGGUAAAGGAACAAGGAGUAAAAGAUUUGUAGAACCCAGGAUGUCGUUAUUAGGGAAACCAUUAAAUUAUCGUCAGCACAGGAAAGAUGCACGGAUGCGAAGAUUGCAAGCGAAAAUAUAUAAUUUCUUGGAAAGACCAAAGCAGUGCUUAUCAGUCGUCUAUCAUAUACUUAUGUUUCUCGCCAUUCUAAGUUGUCUUAUACUAAGUGUUUUAGCUACCAUAGAGGAACUCAACGAAGAAUUCAUCACACGAACAGUUUUAUAUAUUGAACCAGUGAUGCUAGUUUGGUUUAUCACGGAGUUUGGGGUGCGGAUCUGGGCAGCAGGUUGUCGGUCCAGAUAUCAGGGGUGGAGUGGGCGUAUGCGGUUUAUAAGACGCCCUCUUUGUAUUGUAGACAUGGUUGUGAUUGCAUCUAGCGUAUUUGUGUUGGUCCUCGGAGCAGGAAACCCCGUAUUUGCUGCGUCUACUCUCAGAGGUUUACGAUUCUUCCAAAUUCUACGGAUGGUCCGAAUGGACAGACGUGGGGGGUCGUGGAAGUUGUUGGGGUCAGUCGUUUGGGCACAUAGACAGGAAUUACUGACAACAUUGUAUAUUGGACUCCUUGGACUGCUAUUGUUUUCGUUUUUGGUGUACCUGGCAGAAAAAGACGGCGAUAAACCUAAAUUCAGAAGUUACGCCGAUGCGUUAUGGUGGGGUGUUAUUACAUUGUGUACAGUUGGGUACGGGGACGUUGUUCCUACAACAUGGGCAGGGAAACUCAUCGCAGCCUUCUCUGCCAUUCUGGGGAUAUCAUUCUUUGCGCUUCCAGCUGGGAUACUGGGAUCUGGGUUUGCCCUUAAAGUCCAGCAGCAGCAACGUCAGAAGCACCUUAUCAGGCGCCGUGUUCCUGCAGCACAGCUCAUCCAAUGCCUUUGGCGCUGUUACGCCGCGGACGCCAACUCCAUGUCUGUGGCCACGUGGAAACCCCACAUGAUUCCAUGCCCAAGCCCUACGUCCGAACGUCCAUUAAAAACAAACGCUUCGUUUGUAAGUCGAUUUUCCACAAGACGAAGAGAUAGAACAUGUUCCUCUAGCAACAGUUCGGCUGUGUCCAAUAGUUCACAUUCCCCUCUUCUACCCCGAAAAGAUCACAGUAAAAGACCAAACGGACCAGAUAUAUCAGAAGACGGUAAUCUGGCGAUCAACAGCGAAAGUAGCAUGUCCGUAAUAGCAAUGUGUAUAAGGAGCCAUUUAAGUUUAGCUACAGGUAUAUCUGACCACAAAGUUGAUCAUCUACCAAUCAGGAAAGAGACUUCAUCUCCCUCACUUUCAUACAGGGACCCAUAUGACGCUCGACAUUUUUCAGACGAUUUUGACGUCUCGCCUAACAUGGUACAAUUAACGGAGACCCACAAGACUGUGAUAAGAUCGCUGAGAAAAAUAAAAUACUUUGUGGCCAGGAAAAAAUUCAAAGAAGCAUUGAGACCUUACGACGUCAAAGACGUUAUUGAACAAUAUUCUGCUGGUCACGUGGACAUGCUUGGGCGGAUAAAAAGUCUCCAGCAAAGGCUUGAUGUUAUCCUGGGAAAGGUUGGAAGUAAAAGAAAAGACGUUUAUGACUCCAAACAGAGUCUUGCAUCUAGGAUAGUGAAAGUUGAACGAUCGGUAGAAGAUAUCGAGUCAAAGUUGGAUUUACUGAUUGACUUGUACAAAGAGGACAGGAAGUCAUUGCUGCAACACUGUCAAGACUGUUACCAGCAGAAGAAUGUGUCAAAUGAAAAUAAUCAAACGGAAGUGACGUCAUGCCUAAAGAAUCCAAUCGUUCCAAAGCCAACUACUCCUCGUUCAAUUCUCUCAGAUAAACAUUGUAGUGAGCCUACCAGUCCUACAACAGCUCGAACUCCGGAUAAGACGAUGCAAAGAAAUUUAUCUGACCUUAGUCAACGAAUCAAAAAGCGUGUCACAUACAGACUCCUGUCUCUGAAUGACCAAUCGGAGACGAAAAUUUCAGACAAUCCAUCAGGUCCGAAACGUCAAAGAAGUGUUUCAGUAGACUGUACCGAUACAGUUCUCUGUGAUACCACAAACAUCGAGACAAACCAUGCAGAGGAGGCCCAGGAAUGUGAGGAUCGUGCGGCACAGGAUUUAUCAAUCAAAGACCCACUGUCCUUUAAAAAGAAAAGAUCACAAGCACGAAGUAAGAAAAACACGAAUCAAAACGAACAAGAGUGUCCUGACUCUUCAGAACCUGAAGUGCCGCAAAAGACUACUACUGUGUCGCCAGAUGAGGUGACACUUGAACUUCUGAACAUAAAUCACACAGUCUCAGACCGUGCUGAUUUACAGAACUUUCCAGGGUAUAAACCAAAGGCAUAGUACUCACUGACAUUGUAAUUUUGAUAUUGCAAAUUAUAUGUUGAAGCAGAUUAAGGUUUAUAUUUAAAUGCAAUAUGCCAGAAUGUGAAAGACAAUGAUUAAUUCAGACUGAAAUCAAAAUCAGGAUUUUAUAUAGUCUUAAAUUCCAUAUUUGAUAUUGUUCUGUUUAAGAAGUACGUAUUUGAUUUUACUUUAAUUAGUUCACAUUUUUCUAUUGCUAAUAUCAUUUAAUUUAUUUUAUUACUAUUUGUUUAUUCAUCAAUAAUAUUUAGUUUAAGCAUCGUGGAUUUUUUUCUAUUCCUCGUUACAGGUACCUCCGAUAUCUGAAGUUUGUACAUUAAUAUGCUAUUAUUCAGUACUUUGUAUAAAAUCAGUUCAGUCUCUCUCUCUCUCUCUCUCUCUCUCUCUCUCUCUCUCUCUCUCUCUCUCUCUCUCGUCCAUAGUCGACGUAAUCAGGUUGGUGGACUUUUGUAUGCAUGAAUAAUAUACCUUCAUUUACAUUAUACAGUUAUGGACUGGAUCUGAGGACAACAGUCAUUUUGUUUGACCCAAGAGCGGAUCUAUAGCCCGAAGCUGAAGACUGUGGGCAACAGAUCCGUUCGAGGGUUUAAAAAAAACCAACUGUUCCGAAACUUCAUUUGCUUCAUGUAAAUAAAUAUACUUUGAAAAUAAUGAUGCUGUGUCACCACCAUAUUACACGUUUACUUAUAGAAUAAAACGAUUUCUCUGGUUCAAAUAUUCACGAAAAUGUCGGGAUUUUGUGACACAACACUCUUUGUUGACAAUUGCUAAUCGUAAACUUUGUGGAAAAUGCAUUGGUCUCGCUCUCGAGACUUAGAACGAGUUAGAGUCUGGUACGAUUCCUAUUUUAAUUUUGUGACCAGUAGUGGCUACUACUUAUAAGGAUAUACGUUUUUUGUUCGUUACAAAGCAAACAGAGAUAGUUUAUUGUGUGUUGAACUAAAAUGUCGUUUAGCAUUGAUAAGUUGAAAAUUAAAUUUCGCCUUUGUAAAAAACUUUGACAGUUGCUUCGAACUUCAGUUCAUCAAUGUUUCUCUAUCAGCCAAUCGGAAACAAUACCGAUUUCUUGGCAAGCCUCGAUUUGAAAUCACAAAAAUAAAAUAGGAAUCGUACCAGACUCUCGCUCUAUCAAAGUCUCUAGAGCAAGAGUCUGGGGAAAGCGAGACCCCCAAAAAAAUGCAUGUAAUAGAUCACGUGACGUAUGAAGACAAUAAACAUAGGGCAAUUAGUCAACAUUUCAAUACUGGUCAACUGUUCAUGACUAUUGACCAGGGGCUGGUCAACAGACUUGGAAUUAAAGAAAUUUGGUUUGGUACAUUUUUAAGUUAACAGUCAAACUAAUAUAUAUUCAAUUUCUUUUCUAUAAUUUUAUAUGGGGAAAAAAUAAAGGUGUAUAACAAACUUAAUUAUUUUGCUUAUAAACCAAAGUAUUUUUGGUAUUGACCCCUCUAGCACUACUUGUAUCCCCGCAUAUUGAAUAAUGAUGACAAUUUGUGUUCUUAUUAGUCGGUAAGCAAUUUGUCAACAUGACAGUGAAAUUCAAGCAGUUACAGUUUGGGUUUAGUUUAGGUUACUUUGAGGGGUUUAUUUUUUUCUGUGUGUGUAACAAUUGAAUGGCUUGCAAAUUUAUAAUAGCACUUCUUUAUUUUAUGAAGCAGUUCUCCAGAUCCACUUAAUGUCGGAGCUGUAAAAUGAUCUUGCUACUGUGCACACUGUUCAUGUCCUUGUAUUACCUCGGUACUUCAAACUACUGCGUGAUAUUGUACAUUCCUGUAACUCUGUAUCAAAAGGAGCACAUUACGUUGUCAUUUUGAAAUCAUGAAACUCGAUUUAAGUGUAUUUUGUUCGUUUUAGAACAUAAGUAUAUUAUUCAACAAGUAAUUAAGCAUUUUACAAUAUUCCCUACAAGUUGUAUACCUAUAAGAAUUUUCUACGUUUGUAUUGUAAUUUUUAAAAGAACAGUUUCAAAAAUGCAUGAUUCCUUGUUAAUGUUUUAUUAUUGGUUGUAACAGAUUGCUAAAAAUGGUUAUACCAAAUAAACACGUUUUUGUUUUUAUAA